Messenger RNA from Cuculus canorus (common cuckoo), 5053 nucleotides. It is a transcript of the gene CNOT6L, whose product is annotated as CCR4-NOT transcription complex subunit 6 like. Bases 145 to 1794 code for a protein of 549 amino acids. Gene Ontology annotation, molecular function: poly(A)-specific ribonuclease activity; protein binding. Gene Ontology annotation, cellular component: nucleus; cytoplasm; CCR4-NOT complex. The record is from RefSeq and is a predicted model, not a curated record. The transcript is spliced from 12 exons. Gene Ontology annotation, biological process: nuclear-transcribed mRNA poly(A) tail shortening. NCBI's taxonomy places the organism in Eukaryota, Metazoa, Chordata, Aves, Cuculiformes, Cuculidae.
UGUAGUGUAAUCAGACAUUUAUUUGCCUACCUUGGAAAGGCUGACGGAUCAGGGUGUAUUUUCUGUGUAUGCCUCUCCUCAUCCACGAUCUGUAGGAGCUUGGUCACGUUUGCAGUAGGAAUUCGCUCCUGGAAACUAACAGGGAUGCCAAAGGAAAAAUAUGAUCCUCCAGAUCCUCGCAGAAUUUACACCAUCAUGUCAGCAGAAGAGGUAGCCAAUGGGAAGAAGUCACACUGGGCUGAAUUGGAGAUCUCGGGUAGAGUGCGGAGCUUAAGUACAUCCCUUUGGUCGCUGACACACUUGACUGCUCUGCACCUCAAUGACAAUAAUCUUACUCGCAUUCCACCUGAUAUUGCCAAGCUUCAUAAUCUGGUUUACCUGAAUCUGUCAUCCAACAAACUCAGAAGUUUACCAGCAGAACUAGGAAACAUGGUGUCUCUCAGGGAAUUGCUUUUAAAUAACAAUAUGUUACGGGUUUUGCCUUACGAACUUGGACGGCUCUUCCAGCUACAAACCCUGGGUUUGAAAGGCAAUCCUUUGUCACAAGAUAUUCUCAGCCUCUACCAAGAUCCAGACGGAACUCGAAAGCUACUGAACUACAUGCUUGACAAUCUAGCAGUUCAUCCAGAGCAGCUGCCUCCAAGGCCAUGGAUUACUUUAAAAGAACGAGACCAAAUUCUGCCCUCAGCUUCCUUCACAGUGAUGUGUUACAAUGUGUUGUGCGACAAAUACGCCACCCGGCAGCUCUAUGGCUACUGCCCGUCUUGGGCACUCAACUGGGAGUACAGAAAAAAGGGAAUCAUGGAGGAAAUUGUCAACUGUGAUGCAGAUAUCAUUAGUCUUCAGGAAGUGGAAACAGAGCAAUACUUCACCCUUUUUCUGCCAGCCUUGAAAGAACGAGGAUACGAUGGAUUCUUUUCUCCAAAGUCACGUGCCAAAAUCAUGUCUGAGCAGGAGAAAAAGCAUGUGGACGGCUGUGCAAUAUUCUUCAAAACAGAAAAAUUUACGCUGGUGCAGAAGCACACGGUGGAGUUCAACCAGGUGGCAAUGGCCAACUCUGAAGGUUCUGAAGCCAUGUUAAACAGAGUGAUGACGAAGGACAACAUCGGAGUUGCCAUCGUGUUAGAGGUGCACAAAGAAUUAUUUGGAGCAAGUAUGAAAUCGCUUCAUGUGGACAGACAGCUGCUUAUUGUGGCCAAUGCCCACAUGCACUGGGACCCUGAAUACUCAGAUGUGAAACUCAUUCAGACUAUGAUGUUUGUCUCGGAACUGAAAAAUAUCCUUGACAAAGCCUCAAGCAGGCCCAGUAGCCCGACAGUAGAUCCUAACUCUAUCCCUCUGGUGCUGUGUGCUGAUCUCAACUCGUUGCCUGAUUCAGGUGUAGUGGAAUACUUAAGCAACGGCAUAGUAGCUGACAACCACAAGGACUUCAAGGAGUUGCGUUAUAACGAGUGUCUCAUGAACUUCAGUGGCAACGGAAAAAAUGGGGCUUCUGAAGGAAGAAUCACGCACGGCUUCCAACUCAAGAGCGCCUACGAAAACAACUUGAUGCCUUACACCAAUUACACUUUUGAUUUCAAAGGUGUGAUUGACUACAUUUUCUAUUCCAACACUCACAUGAACGUGCUUGGUGUCCUGGGGCCUUUGGACCCUCAGUGGCUGGUUGACAACAACAUCACUGGGUGUCCACACCCUCACAUCCCUUCAGACCACUUCUCACUGUUAACACAACUCGAACUCCAUCCUCCGCUCCCGCCUCUUGUCAACGGCGUGCACUUGCCUAACCGGAGGUAGUGGAGCUCUGCCCCUCAGAGGGCACGGACCUGUUGUUACGGACCUGUACAGUUGUAAAUCAAAGUAUAUAGGAGUGAAGUAUGGCCAACCUUAAGCUGCUUCUUCAAGCUCCUUUCCUUAUGUGUUUGAUAUGAGAUUUUGCACAUUUUGGUGCAUAUUGGUAUCAUUUGGCACUAGGGCUGGAACCAAAGUAUUAUUCCCUUUCCAGGUUUUUAAUUUAAUUUCUUUUUUUAAAAAACUGGCAAGCUUUUUUUUUUUGUUUCGUUAGGAAGCUGCACUUAUAAAUGGACAAAUGAGAUUAAAACCUUGCAUAUUAACGUAUUUCAAGAUAAUGCUUUUUUCCAGAACGUGGCAAAAUGAGCCAACCUUUUAGGAGAAAUUAAAACAAAAAUAGAAAUGCUUGUUUUGUAGGACAAAUAUUAGAAAUACUGUUUGUUUGAACCCAAAACGGAGCCUGAACUCUGCAUCUGAAAUAAAUUUUGCACAUUAGAGAAGCACUUAAUACCUGACUUUAACUGAUUAGCAGUGUGGCCCUGCCCCUUGUCUGACUGAUAUUAGAAAACCAAAGAUAGCUUCAUAUCUGUGAGACAUGUGAGGUCUAAAUUCUCCCAAUGUAAUUCCGUUCACAACACUAUGUCCAGUGAGGCUGCAUCUGUCAAGACUUUGCAGGUGAGCGUUCAAUGCCCUGUGUAGAUCGCUUGCCUGGCAGGCACCAUGGUGACUUCUCUUUGGAGCUCUGAAGACCUUGGUCCUUUCUGGGCAAGAUCCGCAGGAAUCCAAAGGGCCUCUAUGAAACAGAGCUGCCUCUCCGCUUUGGCAGGCCAGGGCGACACGCUGUUCCGCAGCACAGUUUGGGAGCAGGACUUAGACAUGGUAAGAAAUUGCACUUGAAGCGAGCUGUUGCAAGCGUUUGGGUUCACGGUGAAUAAAGAAGUUGCAAAUCCGUCCCACGUUCCCUUUUCCAAAGUUUGGUUGCAAAGAUGGGAAGCUUGGGAUUGACUGUUUAGGUGCAAGGUACGGGAAAAAGCCACUGGACAUGUCCUUACUUCUGUCUCCAAAGGGCAUGUGGAGUAGCUGUCGGAAUUCUUUUUCCCUUGGGGGAGUGAGGGUAGCCGUAGGCAUUCCUUGGAUGGGCUUUCCUGACCCUAGUUGCCAAAUCGCCAUCACACUUCUUGAAUACUCUUUCUUUUCUGUUGUUGGUCAGGGUUAAAUUACAAAGCUGCUGGUUCAUUCCCAGCCUAUGGCUCUUUAAGGGUGUCGGAAAUCCUUUUUUCCCCUUUUUCUGCUCCAGGUGGCCAGUUCAGUCCCUUGGGCCUCGAGAGGCUUUAACCAUAAUGCAAUUUUCCCAAGAAUUGGUUGGCUGCUUAAUGUUUAACAAAAAUGGCACAGAAAUAGGAAAAGGUUGUGUCUGUGUUUUUAAGUUUUUCUUUAUUCUGCUUUUUUUGCUGCUAUAAGAUUUUCUUGAAUUUCUAUUUUAAACUUUUCAUGCACUUUACUGUUUCUAGUCUCAAAAUGUGAUAUUUUUAAUAAAUGAAACAAUUUUCCAUUAUGUGAAUGAAAUUUUUAAACAGAUUGAGAGCCUAUAUUUAUGUCUCAUUCGUAUACUUACAAAAAGUCUAAAUUUAAAUUGUGGAAUUAGUUUUAAAUACCAAGGAGCCGUCUUCUGUCUUACAAAGCUGUUAAGCCAGGCUGUUCCACUAGAAUUAAACAUUUCCUUUGUCGUUUUAUACAUGGGAAAUUAUCCGGGGGGGGGGAACAAUUGGACAUAGAGUAGAAGCUAUUCCCUGACUCUUGUUGGGGGCCGGGGAGGGGAUGGUGUGGGACAGAAAGGGAAGACUGGAAUGACAUGACAAUUCCCUAUUAAAAGAAGUGCCUAAAACCCAGAGGCGUUGGCUAUUGCCUACUCUAAAUUGGAAACGAGGUGAAAUCCCUGCGCAGCGAUUGCUUUGUGCAGCACCAAAAAAAGCCCUUUUUUCUAGAGACGGCUUUUCCUCAAGGUGCAGGUAUCUCUUUUAUAUAUACCUCAGCGCUUGACACCCAGCCGUGGCAGAGGAAUUAAAGUGAUUGGAGAGUAUAGUACUGGAAAGUAGAAUAGCAUGAAAAACUUAAUUCUGUGGACAUUACCUUUCUGUCGUCAGCUACUGUACGUUUUUGGGAGAGGGAUGCUCUGCUCCGGAGGUGUGCACUAACCAACCCUUCUCCUCCUUUUCCUACACGCAUGUUAACUUCGCAACAUGAGCAAUAUUUCCUACCAUACUUCACUCCCAAUAUUUUUCGAGAUGUUUGUAUAAAAUGGAAUUUCCGAGUCACCUACGAUUGUAUAUGAACUGCAGAGGAGCCCGUUUAUUAAUAAAAAGAAAAACCAACAACAAGCUUUUGUAAUGUCGGGGUGGGAGCGGAUGGGGAUGAAACAAAAAACACCCUGGCAAACGCUUGUAAAGUGACUUUCCUUUGGUUUCCAAUCAAUUGGAGUGUGCUGUUGCGGGAAGGGGGUUAAUUGGAUUUUCUCUGCUGCGAAACACAUUUCCGAACAUCCUUUACACUGUGUGGGAUUUUAAAAGAUGUUAUAUCAACAGAUGUUGUAUGAAACCUCUGGAUUUUAAAAGAAAGGAAUCUUGUUUGUGUUUCAGUCAGUGCACGGAACCGGGGAUGUUCACCUGCCUUUCCUGAGUCUGGCUCACUCCUCCUUUUCCUUCUGUUCUUUUCGCUUCCUAGCAGGAGCAGUAAGGGGGCUGCGCUUUUUUUCCAGCUGGGCAGAAAUCUCCAUAGGGAUUUUCUGCUUUAAGAAGAGAGGGAGUGGGGAGCCAUCAGCCUCGUGUGCAGGAUGGGAUCCCUUUCAGUAAACAUAUGGAUCAUCCAGAUGGCAGCGCUGAUUUCCUUUUGCCCCAGAUGGAAGCUGACGGUAGGGUGUUUUCUAGGGGAGGGGGAGUAACAUGGAGCAAAAUAUCCCUGACCCUGAGAGCAGAGAUGGGUGGGAAACCCUCCAUUCUCUCCAUCACUGACCCUUGGCUUCCAGUACGCCGCAGUGCCCUCACCUGGAAACGCAAGCUCUGAGCCCUUUACUGCUCCUCGCUGUCUUGGUUUUGCUUUCAUAAAUCUGGUGCCUGGUGUCAGCUUCUGAGCAACAGCACUGCCUGCAGCAAGCAGAGAACAAAUCCAACCCCCUCCCACCAGCAACUUUUUAACAUUCCAUAUGGUCCAUCUGUUAGAUCUGGGGGUUUGCGUGUGUGUGUAUAUAAAAAAGAGACUUUUAUACAAU